CUCGGAGAGAGAGAGAGAGAGAGAGAGAGAGAGAGAGAGAGAGAGAGAGCGACAGCGUGCCGGCAGCCGAGCUCCGACUCUCAGAGCGCGAGUCACCCACGGGGAGGGGGGAGGGAGCGGAGAAGCGAGCGAGCGAGAGAGCCACGCUUAAGAAAGCUCGGGGAGUGUCCAGGAGGGGCUGAGGCGGAACAAGAGGAGCGGUGCUGAGGGAGUUCCACACAUACACACCUUGAGUGGUGCCCAGACACCGCACGAGACGCACGCACGAGACGACACACACACACACACACGCAGACUCACACGCACAUUCGCGCACGACUAGGCGAGCGCGGGCGUCUCACACACACCCCAGCGAGAGGGCGCGCGUGGAAUCCGAGCUCUCAGCAUCCAAGCCUUCCCCGCUUUGCCUCUCCCUGUCUCUGUCUGUCUGUCUGUCUGUCUCUCUGUGGUUCCUUUCCAGUCCCACGCGCUUUCUGGUCCUCUUGUCUCCCCUCCCCUUUCUUCCCCAGCCCUCCCACCCCCACCUCUUUGCUCUCAAACUCUGCCUCCCCGAGUCCUGAAAAAAUGCCUGCCCGUGAAGCGAGGAGAGGGCAUCGGGUCUGUAAAUAAGAAUGGCGGCACCUGACCUGUUGGACCCCAAAUCUGCCACUCAGAACUCCAAGCCACGGCUGUCAUUUUCUACCAAGCCCACUGUACUUGCUUCACGCGAGGAAAGUGAUACAACUAUUAAUGUGAUGAAAUGGAAGACAGUAUCAACCAUUUUUCUAGUUGUGGUUUUGUAUUUAAUUAUUGGAGCUACUGUAUUCAAAGCCCUGGAGCAGCCACAUGAAACCAGCCAGAGAACAACUAUUGUGAUCCAGAAGCAACUGUUUGUGUCACAGCAUGCCUGUGUGAAUGACACCGAACUAGAAGAUCUAAUUCAGCAAGUUGUGGCAGCAAUAAAUGCAGGAGUCAAUCCUAAAGGAAAUAUGCCAAAUCAAGUCAGUCACUGGGAUUUGGGAAGUUCCUUCUUCUUUGCGGGGACUGUUAUUACCACCAUAGCUCAAGUUGUUUGUAAUUUAGGAUUUGGGAACAUCUCACCACGUACAGAAGGUGGAAAAAUAUUCUGUAUCAUCUAUGCCUUACUGGGAAUCCCUCUCUUUGGUUUUCUGUUGGCCGGAGUUGGAGAUCAACUAGGGACCAUAUUUGGGAAAGGGAUCGCCAGAGUAGAAGACACAUUUGUUAAAUGGAAUGUGAGUCAGACAAAGAUCCGCAUAAUAUCAACAAUAAUAUUCAUACUGUUUGGCUGUGUUCUGUUUGUUGCUCUUCCAGCAGUCAUUUUCAAGCACAUAGAAGGCUGGAAUACAUUAGACGCAAUUUAUUUUGUAGUUAUCACCUUAACAACAAUUGGAUUUGGUGAUUAUGUUGCAGGGGGAUCAGAUAUUGAAUAUUUUGACUUUUACAAACCAGUUGUGUGGUUCUGGAUUCUGGUGGGUCUUGCAUAUUUUGCUGCUGUCUUGAGCAUGAUUGGCGAUUGGCUAAGAGUUAUAUCCAAAAAGACCAAGGAAGAGGUGGGAGAGUUCAGAGCUCAUGCAGCCGAGUGGACAGCCAAUGUUACCGCAGAGUUCAAAGAAACCCGGAGGCGCCUGAGCGUUGAGAUCUAUGACAAAUUCCAGCGGGCUACCUCCAUCAAAAGAAAGCUCUCUGCAGAAAUGGCAGUGAAUCACAGCCAAGACCUGACUCCUUGCAAAAGAACCUUGUCUGUCAACCACCUCACCAGCGAGAAAGAUCUCUUGCCUGCCAUCACAAAGACAGAUAGCAUUUAUAUGAAUGGCUUAACUCCUCACUGUGCAGCGGAAGAAAUUGCUGUGAUUGAGAACAUUAAGUAGCAGUGACUUUGAAGCCUGAUCUUUUAAUAAGAAGCCGCCUAUGGUUUAGA
Molecule: messenger RNA, 1918 nt
Organism: Pantherophis guttatus
Lineage: Eukaryota; Metazoa; Chordata; Lepidosauria; Squamata; Colubridae
Gene: KCNK2
Product: potassium two pore domain channel subfamily K member 2
Biological process (GO): potassium ion transmembrane transport; stabilization of membrane potential
Cellular component (GO): plasma membrane
Molecular function (GO): outward rectifier potassium channel activity; potassium ion leak channel activity
Source: RefSeq, a predicted model, not a curated record